This is a messenger RNA of Passer domesticus (house sparrow), 3903 nucleotides long. It is a transcript of the gene ST3GAL5, whose product is annotated as ST3 beta-galactoside alpha-2,3-sialyltransferase 5. Bases 302 to 1555 code for a protein of 417 amino acids. The transcript is spliced from 7 exons. The record is from RefSeq and is a predicted model, not a curated record. Gene Ontology annotation, molecular function: lactosylceramide alpha-2,3-sialyltransferase activity. Lineage: Eukaryota; Metazoa; Chordata; Aves; Passeriformes; Passeridae.
CUUAUCCGUGACACCGCCACCGCAGCGGCGGACCGCACGGCUGUCCCCGCAGCCGCGGGGCGGGGCGGGGGCCGCGGCCCUCCCGCAUCCCCUCAGCGCGGCCGGCGCCGCCCCCGCCCCGCGCGCCGCCGCGCUCGGCCCCCCAUUGGCUGCGCGCCGCCACGUGCCGCCCCCGCCGCGCGCCGGCUCCGCUACCUGCGGCGGGGCCGCGCCGCGCCUCAGAGCGCCGGGGCCGCCUGCACCGCCCGCACCGCCCGCGGCUCCGCGGGCUCCGCAGCGGCCACAGCGCCCGCCCGGGCCCAUGCGGCGGCGCGGGGCCUGCGGGCUCGGGCUGGAGCAGCCGGCAGGAUGUGCCCCACCGCCAGCGCCGGAGCUUCCAGCAGUGCUGAGUGACAAUAACUCUGUGAAGCUGAAAAGUGAUCAUUCACCUCCUGUGCAAUGGUGUAAGGUGGCUGCACAUGAAGAUGAGAAGACCAAGCUGGUUUUUAAAAGAAUUCUUGCACUGUUUGUGGUUGGAGGGUGCUUCCUUUAUAUCCUCAAAUUACAUCUUGACCCUGAGGAAUGUGACAGAACAAAAAUGCCAUAUGUGGACCUCAAUCGUAGGGCACAGCAAUUUGCCAGCGCCGUGCUGCAGGAGCAGUGCCGACCUUCUCAUGCAAAGAAUGAGAUGAAGAAGUUGUUAGCAGAGAAAUACAGCAUGGACAUCUCUCCCUUUGUAAGGAAAAAUAUGAACGAAGAUGAAGCUUUAUUUAAAUAUGCACCUCCUUUUGGAUUUCACAAGUUCUCUGAUAAACUUAAAGAUCUCCUUGAACUCUUACCUGAGCAUGAUUUACCAGAAGAUUUGAAGUCAAAGCCCUGUAAGCGCUGUGUUGUUGUUGGCAGUGGUGGAAUUCUUCAUGGAUCAGAGCUGGGUCACUUACUGAAUCAGUUUGAUAUUGUUAUAAGGUUAAAUGAUGCACCAGUGCAAGGCUACACGGCUCACGUUGGUAACAAAACAACAAUACGCAUGACUUACCCCGAGGGAGCCCCCCUUUCUGAGCACGAGUAUCCUCCUGAAAGCUUGUUUGUGGCUGCCCUGUUUAAAGGAGUUGAUUUCAACUGGCUUCAAGCCAUGGUAAAAAAUGAAACCUUGCCUCUGUUAAUGCGACUCUUCUUCUGGAAGGGGGUUGUUGAGAAAAUUCCUUUGACACCAAAGCAGUUUCGGAUUCUGAAUCCAGUCAUUAUCAAAGAGACAGCUUUGGACAUUUUACAGUUCCCUGAGCCUCGGUCAAAAUUCUGGGGUUGGGAUAAGAAUGUACCUACAAUUGGGGUCACAGCAGUUGUUCUGGCCACACAUCUUUGUGAUGAAGUGAGCUUAGCAGGAUUUGGAUAUAACCUGGAUCAGCCCAGCACACCUUUGCACUAUUACGACAACCUCUGCAUGGCUGCCAUGAAAGAACAAACUAUGCACAAUGUGACAAGUGAAACAAAAUUCCUGCAAAAACUGAUCAAAGAAAAAGUUGUCAAAGACCUCACUGGAGGGAUACACUGUGAAUUCUGCAGCAAAGACAGCUAGUGACCUUCUUGCAGCAUGGAUAGGAUUUGUUACAUUUCCAGAGGUUCUGCUGGAUCAACCCUUUCCUUCUCUUCAGUUCUUUAAAGUGUACAUGAAAUGGACAUGGGAUCCCUGCUGCCUUUUUUAAUGUCCCGUUCAAGUUGUCAGACUUUUAAAUUAAUUUUCCUGUGAGAAUUUACUUUGCACAUUUCUGUGAAUAGCUGUGUAAAUAUCUUGUCAAUUCAGCUUGGAGUUGAAAGACAUCCAUUUAAUAUAUUUAAUAUUUUAAGUUGUCAAAAAAAGCAGUUUUUUUGUUUUCAAAUGUAUAUGGAACACACGUGGCUGGCCUGAAUUGUCUAACAGAAUGUGCAAGAGUUAUUUUUCCCUGAUCUGCUGUCUUUGUUGAUCCAGUUCUUGGUAUCAUGACUCCUUUUCAUGCAUGCCAUGAAAAGAAAGGCAUAUGCUUCUCAAGUCUUGCAUGUCUUGAACUUGAGCAUUGCAUUUACUCCUCAAAUAUUUAUAUUCUUUUGCUAAUACAUUUUUGGGGUGGUGAAGGACAAAUGUAGGAGUGGAGUUGAAGGAAAAAGAAUUGUUGUGGCAACAACGGAGUAGUAAGUACUUUGAUGUUCAUGAUUGAUAUUAAAACCAUUGAUGUAUUAAUGUUUUGGGUUAGAAUCCUGCUUUGUGAAGCACGUUUGGGCCCAGGGCACUCUAGAAGAGGAUUUAGCCAGGAGGAGGCUUUAACCCAAACCAGAUCAUUUGUCAUUUCCAUUCCUGAAGACCUGCCUAAAUGUUUCUAACUAGAUGAUUUGCAGCAGAGUUCAGCUACCCCAAUUAAAGAAGUGGCAUUAAUACAAAAUCUGCCCCUUUUUUUAAAAUUUAUUUUUUGAAUGACUUGAGAAUUGCUGGUUCUAUAAAACACUAGUUUGUAUCACUCAUUUAGCAAUUCUAAAAUCUAUUACUAGAUUACAAUUUCCACUGGUUAAUUUUAUGAUCCUUAAGUAAUUAAUUAUAGAUAUUAUCACCUUAAUAGUUUGCAAUGCUGAUAACCUUUGUGAAGUCCAGACUUGACUAAUUGGAGAGGUAGAAUUGUUGGUUUUCCCCAAGUCAGUAAUUGGGUGAGUGUAUAAGUUAAGAAGAAAAUCACUUUAAGAAAGAAGCAUAAUCGAGUAACAAGGUAGAUAACUGCUGAAAACAGCAAAUUUAAAAAACAAAAAUAGGAAAGAAAGCUAUAGAUGUAUAUUCUUGGGGGUGGAAAUCAGUGCACUGCAAAGGCACUGGGCUGUGCAGACCUGUGAGCAAGUUUUUAUGUUUAUAUUUUUGUUAUUAGUAGAGUAUCAGGUUUGACUGUUUGCACUGAGGAGUGGUGUUACUCAAUCUACAGCAUGAGAAAAAAGCUUCCUUUGGCAGUGGAAGCUUGUCAGUAAAUCAAUCAAAAGUUGGCCUAGAAACAUUGCUAUUAGUCAUGGACUCUUCACCUGGUGAAUGUUCCCACUUUUCUUUGUUAUGGAUGAAGAGAUUAAUGAAGUUGUAGUUCUAAAUUUUAAAAACACUCAUGUGGAAAUGCAAGAUUAGGGUGGUUGUGUUUUGGGGUUUUCUUCACUGGAGAGCAGAUCUGAUGAAUGAUAAUGUUAGAAUGCAGGAGCUCACUGAUGCUCACUGCUGUACUGAGAGGCAACAAAAGGACAUCAGAUCAUAAAGCAUAACUGAAGAAAGUUGUGGACCUCAUCUUUCCUAAGUCCCACAUGUCUAUAGGUCCUUCAAAGCCAGUUGUGGGGGUUGAACAAAUUAGAAAAUCAGGAAUUCUUGUUUCUGGCACUAUCUGUGUUGAUAGCAAUAAUAUUAAUGUAGCCUCCUCUUCCAUGAAAAGCAUUAAUUUUUAUACUAGCAAUAAAUUUUUAGUUUGUUUUUUUUUUAAUGUAUAUUAUUUAAUUUAAAAAUAUUUCAUGUGUGAAGAGUUUUAUACAAAUAGUCCUUUAGUUAAUAUAUUAAAAUGCAGUAACUGUUUUCUCCUGGUAUUUGAACUGGAAGCAGAUUACAUUAAUGAAAUUUUGGAGGAUUUCAGAAUGUGUGUGUUGGGAGGAUGUCUUGAAUACAUCAGAAGUCUGUAUGUCUGAGCACGUGGUCCCUCACCACUUUGUUUUGUUCAGCAAGUUAAAAAUAAUCAGUUGAUUAAUGUAAAUGCCAAUAGCUUUUUGGAGAUGCUGUAUUUACUGUCAAAUUUGCAAAUUGUGUGGAUGUAGGAUUAGAGUGCCUACCUGUUUUAUGGCUUGUGAUAAAACCUUGUUCUCCAUGGUAGUCUGUGCAGACUCAACACUCCAUGAAAUGGCAGCAAAAGGCAAUAAACUGAUGAAACCACUUUCUAUUUA